Messenger RNA from Alligator sinensis (Chinese alligator), 10544 nucleotides. RefSeq names its product IgGFc-binding protein-like. Lineage: Eukaryota; Metazoa; Chordata; Crocodylia; Alligatoridae. Bases 1 to 10482 code for a protein of 3493 amino acids. Gene Ontology annotation, molecular function: protein binding. The transcript is spliced from 16 exons. The record is from RefSeq and is a predicted model, not a curated record.
AUGGGGGCUCUCCGGGUGAUCCUGCUUGUGGCCUGGCUGGCUCUCCAAUGCGGCAUGGCCACUGGGGGUCCCCAGGGCAGAUACUUCGUCACGGCCUUCCUAGAGAACGGGAUGCCAAAAGCCGCCGGGCACUUCAAGCUCUUCCUCAUUGGCUACCACGACGCCACAUCCGUCACCGUGACCAUCCCCAAGUCCAAAUUCCAGGAAGUGGUGGCCCUCCAUCGGAAGCAGGUGGUGACGGUGCAACUCCCAAGCCAUGUACAGAUGGUGGGCACCAACAUCUUCCCCAGCACCGUGGUAGUCAAGUCCUCCAAGCCGAUCUCAGUGAUGUCCCUCAACUCCAAGGAGACGUCCACAGAGACUACGAUUGUCUACCCCCUGUUUUUCCUGGGGAAAAAAUACUUUGUGAUCACGCCCACUGGGCACCCCACAGGGUCCUUCCAGGAGUUUGCCGUGGUGGCCUGUCAGCAGGCCACCAAUGUGGACAUCUACCUCCGUGGCCAGGUGACUUUCAAAGGACAAGUCUACCCCGCUGGCAGCAAGCUCCAUGUGUCCCUAAAGCCCUUCCAAACCAUCCAGCUCCAGAGCACGAAUGACCUCUCGGGCACCAAGGUCCUCUCCCAGAAGCCCGUGGCCGUAUUGGCCGGCCACACCUGCAUCUGGUCCCACAACCACUGCCAGCAUGUGAUGGAGCAGUUGCUGCCGGUGAGCCAAUGGGGCAAGACCUUUGCCGUGGUGCCCCUCUCCUUCCAGUCCACCCAUGCUGUGGCCUUUGUGGUGGCCCACCAAGCCACAUUGCUCCAGAUACAGGCUGGCCCCAAGCAGAAGAUGCUAUGGCUACAAGCUGGGGAGGUGAAGAAACUGGCGGUGAAGCUGGCCAAGCCACUGUACCUCACUGCUGAUGCUGGGAUCCAGGUGAUCUUCUACUCCUUGGGGAGUGUCAAGGCUGGGGUUCCCUAUGAGCCCUUCCUCUCCCAGGUGCCCGCCCUCCGAAACUAUGCCAAGUCCUACUAUGUGCUGGGCCGCUUGGGCAUCCACAACAUGGCCGUCAUCAUCACCAAGAGCUACGCCACCGGCCAGCUCACCUUUGACCACCAACCCCUGCGCCAGCUGCAGUGGCAACCCAUUCCCGGGUCAGGGUAUUCGUGGGCGGAGUAUCGCUUCAGCCGGAAGCAGAAGGUCCAUGUUCUCAAGCACCCUGGUGCCCCCUUCGGUGUCCUCAGUAUCGGCAUCGCCGACCACAUCACCCACGGCACCGUCGCCUUUGCCAACGCCCCUCCGAAGUCCCAGGGAAGACAUGGACGGAGCCUUUGCAGCCACAUCCAGUGCUCCAGUGGGCAGAGGUGUGUGGAGAAAGACGGGUACCUGCAGUGUGUGCCAGCCCACGCCAGCUGCAGCGCUGUCCACUGCAGCCAUGGGACCGAGUGCCGGAUCCUGGGGGGCUACCCCAAUAACAUCCAUUGCCACAAGGACAAAGUGUGCAAGAUGGUAGAUGGAUACCCAAGGUGUGUCUACCAGGCACCCACCUGCCAGGACAUCCAUUGUCACAAGGGCAAAGCAUGCAAGAUAGUAGAUGGACACCCAAAGUGUAUCCACCGAGCACCCACCUGCCUUGACAUCCAUUGCCACAAGGGUAAAGUGUGCAAGGUAGUGGAUGGAUACCCGAAGUGUGUCCACCGGGCACCCACCUGCCAGGACGUCCAUUGCUACAGGGGUAAAGUGUGCAAGGUAGUGGAUGGACACCCAAAGUGUAUCCACCGAGCACCCACCUGCCUUGACAUCCAUUGCCACAAGGGUAAAGUGUGCAAGGUAGUGGAUGGAUACCCGAAGUGUGUCCACCGGGCACCCACCUGCCAGGACAUCUAUUGCCAUAAAAGUGCCACGUGCCAGAUCAUCGAUGGGUUUCCCAAGUGUGUCCAGCACACACCCACAUGUAGUGACAUCCAUUGCCACGAGGGCAAAGUGUGCAAGAUAGUGGAUGGGUACCCAAAGUGUGUCCACCGGGCACCCACCUGCCAGGACAUCCAUUGCCAUAAAGGUGCCACGUGCCAGAUCAUCAAUGGGUUUCCCAAGUGUGUCCAGCGCGCACCCACAUGUAGUGACAUCCAUUGCCACAAGGGCAAAGUGUGCAAGGUAGUGGAUGGAUACCCGAAGUGUGUCCACCGGGCACCCACCUGUCAGGACAUCCAUUGCUAUAAAGGUGCCACGUGCCAGAUCAUCAAUGGGUUUCCCAAGUGUGUCCAGCGCGCACCCACAUGUAGUGACAUCCAUUGCCACAAGGGCAAAGUGUGCAAGGUAGUGGAUGGAUACCCGAAGUGUGUCCACCGGGCACCCACCUGUCAGGACAUCCAUUGCUAUAAAGGUGCCACGUGCCAGAUCAUCAAUGGGUUUCCCAAGUGUGUCCAGCGCGCACCCACAUGUAGUGACAUCCAUUGCCACAAGGGCAAAGUGUGCAAGAUCAUCAAUGGGUUUCCCAAGUGUGUCCAGCGCGCACCCACAUGUAGUGACAUCCAUUGCCACAAGGGCAAAGUGUGCAAGGUAGUGGAUGGAUACCCGAAGUGUGUCCACCGGGCACCCACCUGUCAGGACAUCCAUUGCUAUAAAGGUGCCACGUGCCAGAUCAUCAAUGGGUUUCCCAAGUGUGUCCAGCGCGCACCCACAUGUAGUGACAUCCAUUGCCACAAGGGCAAAGUGUGCAAGGUAGUGGAUGGAUACCCGAAGUGUGUCCACCGGGCACCCACCUGUCAGGACAUCCAUUGCUAUAAAGGUGCCACGUGCCAGAUCAUCAAUGGGUUUCCCAAGUGUGUCCAGCGCGCACCCACAUGUAGUGACAUCCAUUGCCACAAGGGCAAAGUGUGCAAGGUAGUGGAUGGAUACCCGAAGUGUGUCCACCGGGCACCCACCUGUCAGGACAUCCAUUGCUAUAAAGGUGCCACGUGCCAGAUCAUCAAUGGGUUUCCCAAGUGUGUCCAGCGCGCACCCACAUGUAGUGACAUCCAUUGCCACAAGGGCAAAGUGUGCAAGGUAGUGGAUGGAUACCCGAAGUGUGUCCACCGGGCACCCACCUGUCAGGACAUCCAUUGCUAUAAAGGUGCCACGUGCCAGAUCAUCAAUGGGUUUCCCAAGUGUGUCCAGCGCGCACCCACAUGUAGUGACAUCCAUUGCCACAAGGGCAAAGUGUGCAAGGUAGUGGAUGGAUACCCGAAGUGUGUCCACCGGGCACCCACCUGUCAGGACAUCCAUUGCUAUAAAGGUGCCACGUGCCAGAUCAUCAAUGGGUUUCCCAAGUGUGUCCAGCGCGCACCCACAUGUAGUGACAUCCAUUGCCACAAGGGCAAAGUGUGCAAGAUAGUGGAUGGGUACCCAAAGUGUGUCCACCGGGCACCCACCUGCCAGGACAUCCAUUGCCAUAAAGGUGCUACGUGCCAUAUCAUUGAUGGGUUUCCCAAGUGUGUCCAGCGCACACCCACAUGUAGUGACAUCCAUUGUCACAAGGGCAAAGUGUGCAAGGUAGUGGAUGGGUACCCGAAAUGUAUCCACCGGGCACCCACAUGCAGUGAUAUCCACUGCCACAAAGGUGCUGUGUGCCAGAUCAUUGAUGGAUUUCCCAAGUGUGUCCAGCGCACACCCACAUGUAGUGACAUCCAUUGCCACAAGGGCACUGUGUGCAAGGUAGUGGAUGGGUACCCUAAGUGUGUCCACCGUAGGCCCACUUGUAAUGACAUCUAUUGCCAUAAAGGCACCGUGUGCCAGAUCAUUGAUGGAUUCCCCAAGUGUACCCAACGUGUGCCCACCUGCAGUGACAUUAUUUGUCACAAGGGCACUGUGUGCAAGGUAGUGGAUGGGUACCCAAAGUGCAUCCACCGUAGGCCCACUUGCAAUGACAUCUACUGCCAUAAAGGCGCCGUGUGCCAGAUUACCGAUGGGUUCCCCAGGUGCAUCCAACAUGUGCCCACCUGCAGUGACAUCUAUUGCCACAAGGACACCAUUUGCAAGGUAGUUCAUGGAUAUCCAAAGUGUGUCCGUGUGCCCACCUGCAGUGACAUGCACUGCUAUAAAGGCACUGUGUGCCAAAUUAUUGAUGGUUUCCCCAAGUGUAUUCAGCAUGUGCCCACCUGCAGUGACAUCUAUUGCCACAAAGGCACCAUAUGUCAGAUCAUCAAUGGAUUCCCUAAGUGUGUCCAGCGUGUGCCCACAUGCAGUGACAUCUUUUGCCAUAAAGGUACCAUGUGCCAGAUUGUGGGUGGAAUCCCAAAGUGCAUCCUACGUGUACCCACCUGCAGUGACAUCUAUUGCCACAAAGGCACCAUGUGCCAGAUCAUUGAUGGAGUCCCCAAGUGUGUCCAGCGUGUACCCACCUGCAGUGACAUCUAUUGCCACAAAGGCACCAUCUGCCAGGUCAUUGAUGGAUUCCCCAAAUGCGUCCAGCGUGUGCCCACCUGCAGCGACAUCCAUUGCCAUAAAGGUACCGUGUGCCAGAUUGUGGGUGGAAUCCCCAAGUGCGUCCCACGUGUGCCCACCUGCAGUGACAUCUAUUGCCACAAAGGCACCAUCUGCCAGAUCAUUGAUGGAUUCCCCAAGUGUGUCCAGCAUGUGCCCACCUGCAGUGACAUUCAUUGCCAUAAAGGUACCGCGUGCCGGAUUGUGGGUGGAAUCCCCAAGUGUAUCCAACGUGUUCCCACCUGCAGAGACAUCUACUGUCACCAGGGCACCGUGUGCCAGGUCAUUGAUGGCUUCCCCAAAUGCGUACAGCAUAUGCCCACCUGCCGCGACAUCCAGUGCCAUAAAGGCACCGUGUGCCAGAUCAUCGAUGGAUUCCCCAAGUGUUCCUCCACCCCGCAUCCCUGCCUCCACUUCCCCUGCCCGGCAGGUGCUGCCUGUGGGCUGGUCCAGGGCCAGCCCACCUGCGUGCCAUCAUCAUCCUGCCACCAGUUCCAGUGCAAGGGUGGCACCAUGUGCAAGGUGGUAGAUGGGGCUCCCCGGUGCCUCCCACCGCUGACGUGCCGCCACGUGCACUGCAAGGACCGGCGCGUGUGUAAGGUGGUACACGGCUGGCCCAAGUGUGUGCACAUGUUCCGGUCAGCCCCACUGCCACCACCGUCUUGUGCAGCAAUCCUUUGUAUUCUGGGCACCACGUGCCAGGUCCUCAAUGGCAUGCCCACAUGUGUGCCCCAUACCCAGCCCUGCCAUGGGAUCCACUGCCCAGUGGGCACUGUGUGCCGGGUCUUGGACGGCAUCCCCCAGUGCAUUUCUCAGAAGCCCUCAUGCCACGGGAUCCACUGUGGGGCGGGCACCAAGUGUCAAGUGGUGGAUGGGGUCCCCACCUGCGUGCCCCCUGUGCCUCCCUGCCAUGGCGUGAAGUGUGAGGAUGGCAGCGUGUGCCGCACAGUGAAUGGACAGCCCAAGUGUGUGCCCCCUACACCUUCCUGCCAUAGAGUCCAGUGCAGGAUGGGAAGCAAGUGCCAGCUGGUGGAUGGGGUCCCCACCUGCGUGCCACGCAUGCCCUCAUGCUAUGGUGUCCAGUGCCAGGCUGGCUCCAAAUGCAAGGUUUUGCAUGGUGUGCCCAUGUGUGUGCCCCAUGUCCCUUCAUGCCAUGGUUUCCCAUGCCAGACUGGCUCCAAGUGCAAGGUGGUGAAUGGCGUGCCCACAUGUGUGCCCCACAUCCCCUCAUGCCAUGGUUUCCCAUGCCAGACUGGCUCCAAGAUUCACUGCCCAGAAAGCACCACAUGCCAAGUCGUGCGUGGCGCACCCCGGUGUGUGCCCCACAAGCCAUCCUGCCAUGGGGUCCAGUGCAGGGAGGGCACCAAGUGUCAAGUGGUGGAUGGGGUCCCCAUGUGUGUGCCCCCCGUGCCUCCUUGCUAUGGUGUUCAGUGCCAGGCUGGCUCCAAGUGCAAGGUGGUGAAUGGCAUGCCCAAGUGUGUGCCCCAUGUCUCCUCCUGUCAUGGUGUCCAAUGCCAGGCUGGCUCCAAGUGCAAGGUGGUGAGUGGUGUGCCCACAUGUGUGCCCCACAUCUCCUCCUGUCACAGCAUCCAGUGCCACGCUGGUUCCACAUGCAAGAUUUUGCAUGAAGUGCCCACGUGCGUGCCCCAUGUCCCCUUGUGCCACACUGUCCAAUGCCAGGCCGGCUCCAAGUGCAAGGUGCUGAACGGCGUGCCCACAUGUGUGCCCCACAUCCCCUCAUGCCACAGCAUCCACUGUCAGGAUGGCACCACAUGCCGCCUCGUGAAUGGCUGGCCCCGGUGCCUCCCGAACAAACCCUCGUGCCAGGGCGUGGCCUGCCAGGCAGGCACCAAGUGCCAAGUGGUGAACGGGGCACCCAAGUGCGUGCACCUGGCACCCUCAUGCGACGGGAUCUUGUGCAGAGUGGGCUCCACAUGCAAACUCAUAAACAGACUGCCCACGUGCGUCCCUGUGACCCGGGCGCAGCCUGUGUGCUGGGCUUCUGGGCACCCACACUACCACACCUUCGACGGGCGCAGCUACGACUUCCAGGGCACCUGCACCUACACGCUGGUGAAGCCGUGUGCCGGCACCACGGCCAAGCUGCCCUCCUUCCACAUCAAGGCCAAGAGCCAGCGGUGCGGUCAGAGCCACGUGUCCUUCGUGAGCCAGGUCACCCUGCUCCUCUAUGGCUACGAGAUCACCAUGGUCAAGUACGAGUAUGGACUCGUCCGGGUAAACAAGCAAAAGACGCGGCUGCCCAUCUCCCUGAAGCAUAACAAGCUGUGCCUCCACCACCGGGGUGGACAGCUGGUGGUGGAGACCCGUUUUGGCCUGAAGAUCUACUAUGACUGGAACUACUACCUGGUGGUCAAGGUGACAAAGGCCUUCCACGGUAUGCUAUGCGGCCUGUGCGGCAACAACAAUGGUGAUCCCAGCGAUGACUUCUUGACCUCCUCUGGCAGCUUAGCUGUUAGCCCUGUGGCCUUUGGCAAGAGCUGGAAGGUGGACGAUGGUGACAACCACUGCCAGCACGGUUGCCAUGGCAAAUGCAAGGGGUGUUCCCCGAAACUGGUGAAGCGCUACGGGGGGGUGGGCUACUGCGGGCUCAUCAAGAAGGCCCCCAAUGGGCCCUUCCGGCAGUGCCAUGCCCGUGUGGCCCCCAAGCCCUACCUGGCUGACUGCAUCGCUGACCUGUGCACCUACGAUGGCUACAAACAGAUCCUGUGCCGGGCACUGAAGACGUACGCGGAUGCCUGCCAGAGAGAAGGUGCCCUGGUGCACAACUGGAGGAAGCAUGCUGGUUGUCCCAUGCCCUGCCCGGAGAACAGCCACUAUGUGGCCUGCGGCUCAGCCUGCCCUCUCACCUGCAAGAACUUCAUCAUCCCAGAGAAAUGCCGCCUGCCCUGUGUGGAGACAUGCCAGUGUAAACCGGGCUACGUGCUGGAUGGGGGCCAGUGCAUCCCCAAGGAGCGCUGUGGCUGUGCCCACAAAGGCCGUCUCUAUGCCCCGGGUGAGCGGUUCUGGGCAGACGACAGAUGCCAGCAGGCAUGCAAGUGCAACGCGGGUACCCGGAAGGUGACAUGCCAGGAUGCACGGUGCAAGGAGAGCGAGGAGUGUGGCGUGACAGGCGGUGUGCGUGGCUGCUACCCAACACGCUAUGGGACUUGCGCGGCUGUGGGUGAGACCCACUAUGUCACCUUCGACGGGCUGCACUAUGACUUCUUGGGUACCUGCGUGUACUUGCUGGCCAAGCUGUGCCACCGCUCCAAGGGGCUGCUGCCCUUCCAGGUGCUGGUGCAGAGGGAGCAGCCGAGUGGCAAGGAGGGCGGCGGUGCCACCAAGGUGGUGGAGAUCAAGGUCUACGGGGUGGAGAUCACGCUGGCGGCGCAUGGGCGCGUCAAGCUUAACGGCCUAUACAUCCACCUGCCCUACUCCAUCGAAAACAACAAGAUCUCCAUCCACUACCGGGGCUGGGACGUGGUGGUGAAGACGGACUUCCGCCUGACCGUGGCCUUUGACGGCAGGAACCAUGUGCGGGUGACCUUGCCCAGCACCUAUGCGGGCACUGUGUGCGGCCUCUGCGGUAACUUCAAUGGGAAGAAGCAGGACGACUUCACAGUGCGCGGGGGGCUCCGGGCCACCUCCCCCGCCACCCUGGGCCGCAGCUGGAAGGUCCGGGACAUCCCCGGCUGCGUGGAGGGGGAGAAGGCUGCCUGUAAGGACAUGUUCCAGAUGGAGCGGCAGCAACGGCAGGAGCAGAAAGUGUGCGGGGUCCUACUGAACCCCAACGGGCCUUUCCGGGGCUGCCACAACCAGGUGCCCCCCGAGGGCUACUUCAAGGACUGUGUCUUUGACCACUGCUCCAAGAAGAGCCUAGCCGUGGUGUGCAACGUCCUGGCUGGCUACGCCGCCACCUGCCAGGCUGCCAGCGCCCCCAUCCAGCCCUGGAGGACCAAGAAUUUCUGCCGACCAUCCUGCCCUAAGAACAGCCACUACGAGGUGUGUGCCCGAGGAUGUCCGGCCACCUGCCGCAGCCUCUACUCCCCAGCCCAGUGCCCCACCAAGUGCCGCGAGGGCUGCGUGUGCGACUCAGGCUUCGUGCUCAGCGGCCAGCAGUGCGUGCCCAUGUCCCAGUGUGGCUGCGUCUACCGGGGUUUCUACUACAAGCCGGGAGAGUCCUUCUACCCCAGUGGGUUCUGCAAGGAACGGUGUCAUUGCCAAGCUGGGGGCAUCGUGCAUUGCCGGGAGUUCUCCUGCGGCCCCAACGAAGAAUGCCGGGUGGUGGACGGCAUCCAGAAGUGCCACCCCGUGGUGCCCAAGGUGGGCACAUGCCAGGCCAAUGGGGACCCUCACUACCUCAACUUUGAUGGCUAUUCCUUUGACUUCCAAGGCAAUUGCACCUACGUGUUGGCCCAGAGCUGUGCCCGGAAGGGCUACCUGCCCGCCUUCACCAUCAAAGCCCAGAACCAGCGGCUGGGCAAGACCCAAGCAGCCACCACUAAGACGGUCUCUGUCAAGGUCUACAAGCAUGUCUUCAGUCUUCUUCGAGGGCGCAAAGGCAUCAUUGUGGUGGAUGGCGUGGCCUUCCAGCUCCCCCUCUGUCUGGAGGGGGGCAACGUGUGUGCCUUCUGCCAUGGGGCCACAGCGGUGAUACGGACAGACUUCGGGCUCAGCGUGACCUUCGACCUCUGGUACCACCUGGCCGUGCGGGUGCCCCAGGCCUACCGCCAGCAGAUGUGCGGCCUGUGCGGCAACUACAAUGGGCACCGCGCUGAUGACUUUGUCAAGCCCGAUGGCCGCCCUGCCCGCAACCUCCGGGAUUUCGGGGCUUCCUGGAAGGUGCCAGUGCCUGGCAUGACCUGCAAUGACGGCUGUGCAGGCUUAGUGUGUCCAGCCUGCCAUGAGUCUCGCAAGGUCAACUAUGUCCAUAGCAAGCACUGCGAGAUCCUGCGGGCCCGUUAUGGGCCCUUCAGCGCCUGCUACUCCACCCUCAACCCCACCAUCUUCUUCAACAACUGCGUCCAUGAUCUCUGCAAGACCACAGGGGACCGGCGUGUGCUCUGCCGGGCCAUCCACGCCUAUGUGGCCUCCUGUCAGGCUGCCGGCAUCAAGAUCAAGGCCUGGAGGACCAACAAGUUCUGCCCCAUGAGGUGUCCGGCCAACAGCCACUACUCCCUGUGUGCCAACCCCUGCUCCAGCGGCUGCAAGGCCGUGGCCAAAAUCACCCAGUGCCCCAAGACCUGCGCUGAGGGCUGCCAGUGCAACAAAGGCUAUGUCCAGGUGGGCCAUGCCUGCAUCCCCCUCCAGCACUGCCGCUGCUUCCACCAGGGACGCUACUACAAGCCCAGAGAGACAGUGAUCACAGCCCACUGCCGGCAGCAGUGCUCAUGCAGCCUGCAGACAGGCAUGACAUGCCGGCCUUUUCAGUGCCCGGCGGGGGCCUCGUGCCAGCUAAGCAGUGGGCGCUGGGGCUGUGUGAAGCGGGAUGGCCUGUGCUCCAUCACCCGUGGCGACAUCUUUACCACCUUUGAUGGCAUCUCCGGCAAGAUGCCCCCAGACGGCGUUUAUGAGAUCUCCUCACUGCUCAGCACCAAGAACAAGGAGUGGUUCCGGGUGGUGGUGGACAUCCAGGGAUGUCACAAGUGCCCAAGCUCCCGCAUCACCACAGUGACCAUCUUCUUCCACCAGCUCACCAUCCUGGUCCAGCGAGAUGGCAAGGUCUUGGUGAACGGGCAUGUGGUGCAGCUGCCAGCUCAGCCCUCGGCAGCAGUAUCAGUGAAGCUGGCCCAGGACAAAGUGACGGUGGCCCAGGGCAAGGCGCUGCGGGUGCAACUGAGCCGCGGUGGGGAUGUGCGGGUGGUGGCUUCAGGGCACCUGGCCAGGAAGCUCUCAGGGGCCUGUGGCAGCUUCAAUGGCAACCGCGCUGAUGACCUGCGCCUGCCCGAUGGCACCGUGGCCCAUAGCGUGAGCGAGCUAGUCGGCUACUGGCGCUUCACCGAGACCGUCGUGCAUGGGGACAACAAGGACAAGAAGGACUGACCAGGCCCCAGCACACGGACCCCCCCAGCCUCCAAGACCCCCCUCCCCGCCUGAGACUCCCC